Dreissena polymorpha is the source of this 2867-nucleotide messenger RNA. RefSeq names its product caspase-7-like. The coding region runs from base 236 to 1462 and encodes 408 amino acids. The record is from RefSeq and is a predicted model, not a curated record. Gene Ontology annotation, molecular function: cysteine-type endopeptidase activity. Gene Ontology annotation, biological process: proteolysis. NCBI's taxonomy places the organism in Eukaryota, Metazoa, Mollusca, Bivalvia, Myida, Dreissenidae. The transcript has 8 exons.
AUGUGCAAAGAUUGCUUGCGUGAUUCAUGCAUUUUAAACCCGCAAAUUGAGAUAUCGACUCACUUUAACGAUUACCCAUAACUCGAUUUAACUCAAAACGUUAAACGCUGCUUUACUACCGCACAUGUUUAAGUAUUUAUAGAUAAACUGACUCCUUUUUUGCCGCAAAACAUACGCUUGUUAAAGUAUUGAGUAAUACACUGAACAACGUUGGACGAAACAUUUGAAUUGAACAAUGGCGGAAAUACCUGACACAGUUAGGGAACGUCACGUCAAAUUGAAGACGGAUAUAGUAGCAGAAUUUGUGACGGGCAGCGAUGAAUAUAAUGCUUUUGUGGAAGCAUUUAAAGCACAAGGGAUACCAAAAGGGAAACUGGGCAAUGCCAAAUCGCUUUUUGACAAGUUCACAUUAUUGGAGAGUUCUGGAAAACUGGCACCAGGAAAUUAUGAUGCAUUGAUAAACAUAGCUAGCGUAAGCAAUUGUUUAGAUAUCGUUACGUUAAUUAGGACGGCGGACGCGGACAUAAAGUCAAUGUUGCCGGAUUGUCCGAAAGAUAUUUCGGGUCCCAGCACAUCAAAUGGUACACGUACAAACAAGAGAGCUGCCGAGGACCCGCCUUGUCGUCUUGGAGAACCAAAGAAAAAUCGGGUGUCGUCACUGGAAACUGAUGAAGAGGACCCAAUAAGGACUCGUGACCUAAAAGGACGUAGUUGCUAUGACUAUAAAGAUAGGCGUGGCUAUCUUUUGAUAAUCAACUACACGAAUGGACGAAACGCUGCAGAUCAUGAUGUGAAGGCGUUGAAAAGCUUCUUCAGAGACGAGGUCCACUUCGAGGUGGAUGUCAACGACAAAGAUCUAUCCCUAGCCGAACUGAAUGAGUAUCUCGAGGCAGCUAAAAACAAACUCAAUGGUGUACUAGGCAAAAACAUAUACUGCUUUAUAUGCGCAAUCAUGGGGCAUGGGAAUCAAAAUGGAAUUGCAACCACUGACGACAAAUUUAAAUCCGCUGAAGACAUUCGAAUGGAAUUUCGAAACGACACAAUUCCAAAUUACACAGGGCGGCCAAAAAUCUUCCUGCUUCAAGCGUGUAGAGGAUCAGUUCGCCAAGAUGGCGUUGAAAUCGAUGAGGAUGACGAUAAAGCUGAAAAUUCCGAAGCGGAAAUUGACGAAGAUGACAUCAUUAGUAAAGUGCCUCUUGACGCCGAUACGCUUUUAGCCUUCUCGACGACACCAGGAUACAAGUCCUUUCGGAAGACAGGCGGUACAAGCUUCCGGGGUUCUUGGUUUAUUCAAAGCUGCGUACAGGUGUUUCAAGAGUAUUACAAAUCAGACCACUUGGAGGACAUGUUGAUCACUGUCAGAGAACGCGUGGCGGAGUUAGAGCGCCCAGACGACGGGAAGAAACAGAUGCCAUGCGUCUGGAGCACGCUGACUCGGCGUUUGUACCUUACAAAGAGCUGAUUCAAUAAAUAUAAGUAACCUUCGAAUUCGCUUACUCGACUUCCAUAAUAAAUUCCAAGAUAGCAAAGAAGUAAUCUAGUUUCUGAUGCUCAAGUUAAUGGUAGUUACAUUGUAUUACUUAUUGAAGUAAGUUUGACCUGGAUUAUGCGAUUUUAGGCGCUACUUUAGAUUGUUGAGUUAUCGACCCUAAAAUAAAGGCAAGUAUAUGGUAAAUAUGAUCUUCAUAAAAAGAUCUAAACAACAUAAAGAAACAACAGCAGCUUAAAGUUUUGCUCAGGAACGAUUUAUUGAAAUAUAUGACCUAGAGCAAAGAGUAUAUGUAUAGUAGUUUAACGUUGCCAUAGCAAUGAUAGCAACCCGAGAAAGUCAGCUAAGGGUUUGUGAGGACGUCGUAUUCUAACGGCAAAAUUUGCUUUUCAAAUGAAAAGAAUUAUAUGACUUUACCAAAAGAAAGGUGGGAGUCAACCUUUGUUGUGCCAUUGGCCACACCGACUAAAGAUAUUUUCAUAGGCAUUAUUUCAUUUGACAUUCUAGCAUUGUAAAUAAAACUUAAUCGGACAUAAUUAAUGGUUUGUACGUAUCGUGAUUAAGUAUGACAUAAUAGUUUCAUUUCUUUGAUAUUUGUUGAAUUGUUUCUAUGUCAAACAUGAUCUCGCAGAAUUUAAUAUUAUUAUUAAAGCCCAUGUUUUUGAUCAUACUCAUCCUCACCUGUUAUUAAUUACGAUAUCCAAAACUGCGUCCGUAUUUUUAAUUUCAUCAAAUAACGUUCGAAUCCAUACCUUUCAUAUAACUUGCAUAUUCGAUUUUGUAAAGGGACUGUCAACCACGAAUGACGAAAAAAUAAAAGUUCUAAAAAACCGGGUUUUUUUAAUUAUUAGUUUAUAUUGAUUAAAAUUUCAAGACUGGUAUAUUACAUUACUUGAAAAAAGUUCAUGUUUUCAGUAUAUUCGGUAAUAAAAUUUCGCAAAGUGAAAUCGAAAGUUCAUCGCGAAAAUAGGUGACAUAACGAUAUACACACUAUAAAUAACGCAAGUAGAUUGAUCAUUUGAUAUAUAAAAUAUAUGCAAUUCACAACGCAUGCACAAUUUGCAUUGCUGGGUUUACCACGUGACGAUGAUGAUCAAUCUACUGGCGUCAUUUAGAGUUAACUGGUAGUUACCUGGUAGACAUAACCAGUAAAAUUUAAUAUCGAAUAUACUGAAAAUAUGAAAACUUAACAACUUUUUGCAAGUAAUGUAAUAUACCAGUCGUGAUAUUUUAAUCAAUAUAAACUAAUAAUUGUAAAAAAUACGGUAUUUUACAACUUUUCUUUUCUUCGUCGUCGUGGUUGACAGUCCCUUUUAAGCGUUGCAAUCAAAUUGUACAUAUAUGUAAAUGAUUGACUUACAUAAAAGACGUCAUGUCA